UGGUCUGAUGGGACUCCACUCAGCAGUUGUGGCUUCUCCGACUGGGCACCAGGAGAGCCUAGUGGAGCUCCACAUGUCCAGCUCGCCAUCUUGCCGACCCGGUUGUUUGAAACUUGCAAAUGGGACGACGACUACCUUCAUCCUGAAAUCCUGCGGUUCUCCAUCUGUCAAAUCGGUCCUGGUGAAGACUGUGCCUGGGGACACAAUGGCGGAAAUACUCCAGAGGAAACGUUUCCCCGACCCUGAUGAUAUGUGGAAAACAUGUCCGCGAUGGGAUGUGAGCUUUCCUCCUCAUCUGCUGUACCUACCAGAGGGGUACCCUGAGAACUACUGCAUGCCGCAGCCCGAAUUGGAUCCGGAAUAAGCACACCAUGUCGUGCUACAUGAAGGACACUAUCACUAGUACUCAAUGGGACUAUUACAUUGACCCAUUACACUGCAGUUGAAUUUCUUUUGCACCUUUUG
Branchiostoma floridae (Florida lancelet) is the source of this 465-nucleotide messenger RNA. RefSeq lists its product as uncharacterized. The coding region runs from base 8 to 364 and encodes 118 amino acids. Lineage: Eukaryota; Metazoa; Chordata; Leptocardii; Amphioxiformes; Branchiostomatidae. The transcript is spliced from 3 exons. The record is from RefSeq and is a predicted model, not a curated record.